AUGGCGGACUCACAGAGCCCCGAGGCUCGCGAGUUGAGCCUGAUAGGCAAGGUGGAAUUCAGGAUUGCCAUGGCAGACACAGACGAGAAGCUGCAGUCAUUACUUCAAACCUAUCUGGCCCCAUUACUGUUGAAACUGGGGUCGGAGAGCGUGGCGGUUCGCAACAAAAUCAUCUCGGUCUGCCAGCAUGUCAACGCCCGAGUGAAGGCCCCCUCUAUCCAGCUGCCCGUAGCAGCUCUGCUCAAACAAUUCAAGGAGCAAAAAUCCCAACUGGUCAGACAUUUUGAUCUCAUAUAUGCCCAACAAGGCAUUGACCGCCUUGGUUCCGAGGCCAGAGUCGACAUUCUAUUGCCCUUGCUCCAGGGUAUCUCGCAAAUCGGAACUUCGCCCACCCAGGGUGCUAUCGUGUUUAAUCUGGUACUGCGCCUGCUACCCCUUCUGAAGCUGCCACCCAAAGGUAGCGAAGAGGAUCGGGACUUGAAAAAGCGGCUCGGUCUGUCAGAUGACGAUGCCCAGUUCCUGUCUUUUUGGCUGGCCAAAUUGCUCCUUCUUACCCCUGGACCCAAGGAGUCAACAACGUGUCCCGGUCUUUCUCCGGAAGAAUACACAUUUUUAAACAAAGGUGUGCCCGCAAACGAAACAUGGAAUCCGUCAGCAGACGGCGGCUUGAACCUCACCGAAACCAAGGUCACUGCUCUCCGAUUCAUCGGCAGUGGCGCUUUCAAUGACGCCCAAAGAUUUUUGCCAUCACUUAUCGCUUCCUCCGAUGGCAACUCUCGCCUUGCUGACCUAGGCGAUGAAACCCUCAAGCGAUUUGCCGCUGAUCUCGAGAAUCCCGCAGUCGUUGAGGAACUGUAUGGUCUCUAUUUCGGCACCACUGGAGCUCCCCCUGCCCGACCCGCGCUCCAAGUUAAGCUCCUAGCUUUCCUAGGAAAGUCCAUCAAAGCCACAGCUGACCUGCAGAGGAUUUUGAGACUUAUUGAAGAUGGGCUUCUUUCCGAUUCUGCAAGGUCCUCCCAAGGCUUGCAAGCAUCCAAACUCAGAACCCAAAUCUUCACUUUCACCACGUGGGUUGUUCGUAUGGGCUCCCCGUCUGAUCUCAAAGAAAUCGCACCCAAGCUUAUUGCAGGGUUGAGGGAUUUUAUUCAAUCUCAAGGAUGGCCCAGUCCCGCGGUUAGUGGAAACAAAUUACCCACAACAGAUCUCAGCCUGCGAGGCCUAGCCUACGAGAGUAUUGGUAUCAUGGUCCCCAAGGUCGAUUUCCUUAUGCAAUCCGAUGCCGUGGAGAACUUUGAGUUCGAUCUAGUGCGAUGGCUCUUUGCGUCCUUGAGCGCAGAUGAUUCCAGUCCUCAGAUCUUCGUCAGCAUUGACCAGGCGCUAGGCAGUAUUCUCAACUCCUCAUUAGACAGUCAUGAUAAGACCUUUCAAGACCAGCUGCGGCCAUUUUUGGUUCGUCAAAUGAGCAUGCAACCUGGCGAUAUUGACCCCGAAACUGGUUAUCGUGUCGUUCGAGGUGUUCAGUAUGCGGCAGUGCGGUUCGCGAACCGAUUCUUGCCCUUUGGUGAUGUGAUCGCCCGUUGGAUCGAUUUGAUGGCCAUUGCAAGAGGCCCGGAACGACAACAAGAGAUCGUUGAGGAAGGCAAGAAAGGACUCCAUCCGUAUUGGUACCGAUUGCUUAACCCCACAAAGGAUCAGAAAUGGUCCGGUUUUGCAACGCAACACGAUGAAUCCUGGUUUGAUUUCCCUAAGUUCAGCGAGGCUACUCGCUUCCUGCUGGGGUCAAAAGAGCAAGAAGACCAGUCAAAUAUCCAAGCGCUGUCCGCAUCGAAGCUCUUGUCUGGUCCCUACAAAAAUUCAUUUGUACCUGCCAUUUCGUUCCUCCGCAAUACAUUGCUUUGGGAGGCUUUCUCAGCGGCGAAGAUUCCUGCAGAGCUAGAGCAAGACUGGGACUACAAGUUGGAAGUGCUUUUAUCUUCCAGCGUAGAGGCACGCGCAGCCGUGAGACAGUACACACGAAAGGCCGCAAAGGAGUCUGUUUUGACACUAUUGUCCGGGACUCUAGAAGGUCUUGCGAUUAGCGGGAGACAAGGUCUGCGGCAAUGCGGCGUUCAUUUUGUUGAAAUUUGCUCGCUGGUACCCAACGAUGUUGUUGAGCAGUUGCUUUCGCGUGCAAGCUCAUUGAUGGAGCCCAUUUCCAGUAACAACCAGGAGAAUCAGGAUAUUACUGCGCGCGCAUUUGGAAUCCUGGUUUCGCACCCUAAAUUCCCAGAGAAUGAACUGCAAAGUUUCAUCACUGGACUAACUGGUACUAUUCAAUCAUGGAAUACUGCUGUCGGUGAAGAGGUCAUGCGAGUCCGCGGCGCCAUUUUAGCAUUUGCAUAUCUGCUAAGUCGACUGGCGUACCGCAAUUUGACAAAGAGAACCCCAGAAACACAAGUCAAGCAGUUCAUUGAAACUGUAUUUGAUAUUCUGGAUGUUUCGCGUGAUACUCUCCUUCAGCGGACCGCGCAGGUGGCCAUCGGCCAGUUAAGUCUCUCCGGAGUACUCACUCUCGAAAUCCUUGCCGAGGAUGGUUGGAAAAAGGUCCAGGAGAAGCUCUUGCGAGAUGCAAAGACUGAGAAUCAGAUUCCUAUCAGCUCAUUGGGCCUCCUCACCUUGACAUUCUCCCGAUCUGGGUCUGAUGGCACCCUGUUCAAGGAUUUUCUGGGCUCGCUGUACAGUCUACAUGAGAUUCGCAGUCCCGAAGUCCAGUUCACUGUUGGCGAGGCCCUGUGCAACGUCGCCGUCGGAUGGGAUUCUCGGGCUCUGAUCCAAGACUUUGAUCUUGACGCAGAAUUCCCUAGCUCGGAUGUCCCUCGUUCGGUGUUUGCAGACGUUUGUGAUAAGGUUAUUGCUGGUUGCAUUGCGCCUAAGCCAUCUCUCCGGAAGGCGUCUGCAAUCUGGCUGUUGUCACUAGUCAAGAACUGCGGCCACAUGCAAGAGAUGCAGGACCGCCUGCGCAAGUGCCAAGCUACCUUCAGCAGUCUCCUUGGAAAUCGUGAUGAAGUGGUGCAGGAGACCGGCGCACACGGACUAAGUCUUGUCUAUGAGAUUGGCGACCAAUCGCUCAAGGAUGACCUGGUGCGAGAUUUGGUAGAGUCGUUCACUUCUACCGGCCCCAACCUCGGGGGUGGCAACGUGACGGCCGACACCCAGCUAUUUGAGCCGGGCGCCCUCCCCACUGGUGAAGGGUCGUCUGUCAACACGUAUAAGGAUAUCAUGAACCUUGCUGCUGAGGCCGGUGACCCGACUCUGGUCUACCGAUUCAUGUCACUGGCCUCUAAUAAUGCCAUUUGGACGAAUCGUGCAGCAUUUGGCCGCUUUGGCAUCAGCACCAUCUUUUCUGACUCCAGCGUCGAUGGCUACCUGGCUAAAAACCCCAAGAUCUAUCCCAAGCUGUUCCGUUACCGCUUUGAUCCUAACCCGAAUGUGCAGCGAUCUAUGAACACCAUCUGGCAGGCACUGGUCAAGGAUCCCACGGUUGUGAUUGAUACCCACUUUGAUGAGAUUAUUCAGGAUCUUCUCAAGAGCGUACUCGCUGGCCGAGAAUGGCGUGUUCGACAAGCCAGCUGUGCUGCCAUUGCAGAUUUGAUCCAAGGUCGUCGCCCAGAGAAGUUCGCUCAAUAUCUAGAUGAGGUUUACAGUAAAGCUUUCAAGCUACUCGAUGAUAUCAAGGAAUCCGUCCGGACUACCGCUUUGAAGCUCUGUCAGACCAUUACCAAUUCUGUCAUCCGCACUCUUGAGACAAAUGGCACAGAGAAGCGAGCAGCUACUCUACUCAAAAGUGCUAUCCCAUUUCUUCUGAGUGACAAGGGGCUAGAUUCUAGUGUUGAGGAGGUGCAAGGGUAUGCCAUUGGUGCUCUCAUACAAAUGACCAAGAAAAGCCCGGGCACCCUACUGCGUCCACACGUUCCCAACAUGUUGGAGAAAUUCUUGACUGCUCUCAGCUCUCUGGAACCGCAGGCCGUGAACUACGUCCAUCUCAACGCCGACAAAUACGGUCUUACUGGUCAAGAGAUUGACAAAAUGCGCUUGUCCAGCAUCCGUACAUCUCCCAUGAUGGAAGUGAUUGAGCGGUAUUUGAUUGACAAUUUGGACGAAUCCAACCUGGACGAACUGGCGCAACGACUCGAAGAUGUGCUUCGGUCGGCUGUGGGCCUGCCAUCCAAGGUCGGCUGCAGUCGCGUGCUGGUACUGCUGAGCAUGAAGACCCUGAUGUUCCGCCCGUACGCAGACCGAUUCAUCCAACUCCUGACCAAGUAUGUGGUGGACCGAAACGACACCGUGAGCGCUUCUUACUGUUCAUCAAUGGGCUAUCUUCUGCGACUCGCUUCCGACGAUUGUGUUCUCAAGACCAUUGACUUUGCCAAAAACCUUUACUUGAAUGCGGAGGAUACCACCCCUCGAGUAAUCUCUGGCGAGAUUUUGUACUCGGCAUCCAAACUGUCCAAUGACCGGUUUAUGGCAUUUGCAGCAACAGCUUUACCGUUUGUGUUUGUUUGCAAGCAUGAUGGCGAUGAACACGUGAAGGAACAGUUCGAAAAAACGUGGCAAGACAACGUCGGUGGUUCUCGCGCGGUGACCCUCUACAUCCGUGAAAUCGUCGGCCUUGUUUCGGACAAUUUGGACUCUCCCCGGUGGGCCAUCAAGCAUACAGCCGGACGCGCGAUUGCGCAAGCGGUUCAGUCACUUGACGCUGAAAUCGACCUCCCGACGGCCCAAUUGAUUUGGCCGGUGUUAGAAAGAGCACUAGCGGGGAAGACAUGGGAAGGCAAAGAGGCGGUGCUCAAGGCGCUAGUCAAAUUCAGCAGUCAAGCUCAGACAUUCUGGCAACCGAAGGAGUUGAGUAAUCUGAUAAAGACGAUUACGGUGCGCGAAGCGAAGCGCGCUAACGUUAUCUACCGGCCGCAUGGCGUACGAGCAAUGGGCGAGAUCGCACAAGCACGCAAGGAUCUCAAUUUCAUGGCCGACGCACUCAAGAUCAUACCGCCCGUAAUUGAAGAAAUGGUGGAUGAGGACCAUAUGGAGAUCGACUCGAAGAAUGGGACCCAGGAUGACACCCUUGCGGCGUGUGUCCAAUGCCUGCUGCAAUGUUUCAACCCCACCGCCGGUUCGGGUCAAGUGUUGGGAGAGUACGUGGAACAGAUGACCGGUCUGCUGGACCAGGUCUUCCAACACGGUGGACGACAGGUCAUCAGCACGGGCUACGAGGAGCUCCGGGCGUUUUUUACGCGAGUGGAUCCGUGGAUCUCGGAGUCAUCCGGUGAGAUAUCCUUGACUGCUCUUGCUAAUCUCCUCACGGGGGAGCUGGAUGGGUCUGUCGAGUCCAUCCGCAAGGGUCGUGCAGAGGCCAUUCUGGCGUACCUGAAACUGCCUACCCAAGGUGUGCCUGACACGCUUCCGGCCGAGCUUCGGGGGUGGAGGUCCAGCGAACGAUCUGGAGGAGUACAACGUGUGCUGGAUGAGGCCCUGGCACUCCUAGGCUAA
Molecule: messenger RNA, 5526 nt
Organism: Penicillium arizonense
Lineage: Eukaryota; Fungi; Ascomycota; Eurotiomycetes; Eurotiales; Aspergillaceae
Product: ECM29 family proteasome component
Exons: 3
Coding region: 1-5526 (1841 amino acids)
Biological process (GO): proteasome assembly
Cellular component (GO): nucleus; cytoplasm
Molecular function (GO): molecular adaptor activity
Source: RefSeq, a predicted model, not a curated record